Arctia plantaginis is the source of this 1104-nucleotide messenger RNA. The record is from the annotation of a GenBank genome assembly. NCBI's taxonomy places the organism in Eukaryota, Metazoa, Arthropoda, Insecta, Lepidoptera, Erebidae.
AUGACAAAUGCUCCUAUGAGAUAUUUUUGGCCAAAUAAUGGUGCAAAAACAGUAAAAUCGCAAAGAGCACUAAAUUUUGACGAUCUUGAGAAUAACAGCGGUGAAGUGUUUACCUCUGAAGUUGACUCUAACAGUGAGGAUUUCGGGUAUAGGAGAACUGGAGGAAGAAAACAACAGAAAAGAAUGUUCCACAGUUCCGUCACUGGCAUCAGCAGCACGAGUAUUGACACACACGAAUUCAAAAAAGAAUGGUUAAAACGUUGGGACGAAUUGAAAGCAGAUGCUCUCCAUCCCAAGAAUGCUCAUCUAAGCCCUGGUGGGAAAGUAGUGAAUAUGGUGGCUGCCAGACCGUGGCACACACCUUGCGGCGAUCCUUCCCAGCAUGAUCUACCUUGGGGCACCUGCACGCUUAGAUUCCAAUGUGAUGGCGAAUAUCGCAUCUAUCGAGGUGAUUUUUCAUGUGGUCGAACUGGAUUAGUUUGCUGCGCUGUCCAAGGCUACCGGCAUGAUCUGAACCAAGCUUUCGAUGUUUCUUUUGCUGAUUCCAGCGUUUUCUCGACUAGCUCCGAGGAAAAGGUCAAAGAAGCUCGAGGCUCUAAGGAAAUGAGACGACGAAAGAGAGCACGUAAAAGGAAACAAUUAGUAGGAGAGAGGCAUAGGAGAAUACGAAAAAUCAAGGCAAUGAUCAGGAAAAUGGUAAAACUAAUACGCAAGGAGUUAAACAGAGCUUUUAGAAACAAUACCCAUAAACGCUUCUUUGCCACAGAAAACCUGAAGACGUUGGUAAAUGCUAUGAAAAAGAAAUACAGGGAAAAUCGUCACACUGCUCUGCAACUUUACGAAACAGACAGGAUUCGGAUCACCACGGAGCUAAGUAAUAAAUUGAGUCAAUUCAAAAUUAUCAAUCAGCACUUCUUAACCAAUGAUACAUUUAGAGAAAUUAUUGUGAACGGAACUAUGAAAAAGACAAUAGCUAGGCAAUUAUUAGCUAUGUAUCCAGAACUGGUUGAAUUUCCAGAGAUGACGGCGGUCCAAGAUUUUCUUGAAGCUCGACCAAAUAAGACGAGACGUGCGGCAAGUCGAAGGAAAAUACGUAAAUACUAA